CACGGGGCAGCGCGUGGAGGGUCACGUGGACGAGAUGGCUGCCGCUGUCGCUGCCGCUGUGGUCUUUAACCGCCUCUCCACCGGCUCGAAGCUGGGCCCGCAGUACGACCAAGAGGGCAAUGUCAUCGAGGUCGAAACUCGUGAGGAUGAGGAACAAAAUGUCAAGUUGACAGAAAUUUUAGAAUUGCUGGUUGCUGCUGGAUACUUUAGAGCAAGAAUUAAGGGACUAUCGUCAUUUGAUAAGGUGGUAGGUGGUAUGACAUGGUGUAUUACGACGUGCAACUUUGAUAUUGAUGUUGAUUUACUUUUUCAAGAAAAUUCCACAAUUGGUCAAAAGAUAGCCUUGACAGAGAAAAUUGUAUCUGUUUUGCCAAAUAUGAAGUGCCCACACCGUUUGGAACCACAUCAAAUUCAGGGUCUGGAUUUCAUACACAUAUUCCCUGUUGUACAGUGGUUGGUAAAACGUGCAAUUGAAACCAGAGAAGAGAUGGGAGAUUAUAUUCGGGCAUUUUCCAUAUCUCAAUUUCAGAAAACCCACAGUCUGCUUGAGGAUGAUGACUUCAAGCAGCGGAAAGACAAGGCUAUGAAAACAGUCGUAGAAGUAUCUGACGUUUAUAAACCACAACGCAAGUAUAAACGUUUGGCUGGUGCUGGCGAGUUAGUGGAUGAAGAAUCCAGAGUCCAUUCUACCCUUCUGGAAUUUGGCCGGAAGUACGGUUUCAGCAAGCAAUCUAAAACUGAAACGACUGAAGACAAAAAAGGCAUCUUGCCAACAGGGUUGGCAGCUGAAAUUACUAAACUCUCUGAAGAUGAUCUGGAGGCUGCUGAAGAGCUUCGCAUUAAGACAUUGAUGACUGGAAUGGCAGCAAUGGCAACAGAAGAGGGAAAAUUGACCGCAAGUUCAGUGGGUCAUAUAGUAGGACUACAGUCAGAAGAAAUUAAGCAGAUUGCAUCAGAAUACGCUGAGAAGCAAUCAGAGCUUUCAGCUGAAGAUCGUCCUGAGCGGCUUGGAGCUGCUCAACAGUAUCGAAGACAAAUUGCGUCUCUCAAUAAACAAAUCUUGCAAAAAUCAAAACAGUUGGAAGAGCUGCAAGUUAAAUACAGUGAGAUCCAGGCUACAUGUGAGGAAGAGAAAAAGAAACUGGUGGAGGUUAUGAAUUAUGGGCAGAAACUGGAUAAGGAACUGGCGAACCUCGAAGCUGUGGAAUCUGAAGCUGAUUCCAGCAUCCUAGAAAAGCUGAGAGAAUUGGUGACAAUGAAUGAAGGUCUAAAGGAUCAAGAACAACAGUUUAGGAAUCAUUGCAGGGAGGAGAUGGCCCGAUUGCAACAGAAUAUUGAAAACCUCAAGAGUGUAGCUGGGAAUGAGGAAGCUGAAGUAAAGGAACACGGUGAAUUAAUAGAACAACAGUAUAAAGAAGAUCGAGAUAAGCUUCAGAAAAUACGACUCUUGUUGGCUCGACGAAAUAGAGAAAUUGCUGUUUUGCAACGAAAAAUUGAUGAAGUACCAAGCAGGGCAGAAUUGACCCAAUAUCAGAGACGAUUUGUUGAGCUCUACAAUCAAGUUGCAGCAACUCACAAGGAAACAAAACAAUUUUUCACUCUUUAUAAUACACUUGAUGAUAAAAAGGUGUACUUGGAAAAAGAGGUUAACCUGUUGAAUUCAAUUCAUGAUAAUUUUCAACAGGCAAUGGCAUCCCCAGCUACUCGAGAACAGUUUUUGCGUCAGAUGGAACAGAUUGUAGAAGGUAUUAAGCAGAAUCGCAUGAAGCUGGAGAAGAAAAAGCAAGAAAAUAAAAUGAGACGUGAUCAGCUGAAUGAUGAGUAUCUUGAAGUGCUGGAGAAACAACGAUUGUACUUCAAAACUGUCAAAGAAUUUAAAGAGGAGUGCCGUAAGAAUGAAAUGUUAUUGAACAAAUUGAGGACAAUGGGGAUUUCCUGAUUGAAUUCACCAAUGAUGGCCUUUCUAACACCUAAAAACAAAAGAAUGGGUGCAUGGAGCCAUUUGCAUUUCAUUUACUUGUUUUUGUAUCAUGUAAUUUUGUCAGAUUUUGUUUCAGUGUCAAUUAUGAGUUGAGCAAGCCAUUGUUUCGAUGUAAAGAAAUCUGUCGUGCAAUAAAAAUAAUGCAAAUUGACCUGAA
Amblyraja radiata (thorny skate) is the source of this 2138-nucleotide messenger RNA. It is a transcript of the gene ccdc93, whose product is annotated as CCC complex scaffolding subunit CCDC93. The record is from RefSeq and is a predicted model, not a curated record. Gene Ontology annotation, biological process: Golgi to plasma membrane transport. Bases 35 to 1939 code for a protein of 634 amino acids. The transcript is spliced from 23 exons. NCBI's taxonomy places the organism in Eukaryota, Metazoa, Chordata, Chondrichthyes, Rajiformes, Rajidae.